This is a messenger RNA of Erigeron canadensis, 881 nucleotides long. RefSeq names its product transcription factor MYB8-like. Bases 1 to 735 code for a protein of 244 amino acids. The transcript is spliced from 3 exons. The record is from RefSeq and is a predicted model, not a curated record. Lineage: Eukaryota; Viridiplantae; Streptophyta; Magnoliopsida; Asterales; Asteraceae.
AUGAGGUCACCGACUUUUGAAUUUAAGACGGAUUUAAAGAAAGGUUCAUGGAGUGCUGAAGAAGAUCAAAAGUUAAUUUCUUAUAUAAGUAGAUAUGGCAUUUGGAACUGGUCUCAGAUGCCAAGAUUUGCAGGUCUAUCGAGAAGUGGCAAAAGUUGUAGACUUAGAUGGAUGAAUUAUUUGCGUCCUAAUGUAAAGAGAGGAAACUUCUCGAAGGAGGAAGAAGAGAUCAUAGUACAUUCUCAUUCACUCCUUGGCAAUAGAUGGUCUGCAAUCGCGUCGAGACUUCCAGGAAGGACUGAUAAUGAGGUGAAAAAUCACUGGCAUACGCAUCUCAAGAAACGCGUAAUUGAUCACAACCUGGUGACAGAAUCAGAGGAAAGUCAUAUGAGCUCAACAUCCACAUCUCAGGCCCUUGAAGUAGAGACCGUAGAACCUGCUUAUGAUAUGGAUGAAAUUUUCAAGUCCAUCUUGACAUCUGAAGACGAUAGCUCUUCAUCUAACAGCAACACAAGUUCAACAUAUCAUGAAAAUGGAUUUGGUGCUAAUUAUUAUGAUAUGGGCUCACCAGGAACUGUUGAUGAUGUGGAAUGUUUUUGGAAACAACUUGGCUCAUUUGAGAAUUUGGAGCAUGGAAACAAUUACGAGUUUAUGGAUUCGUUAUUUGAUCAACCAUUCAAUCCAUACAUCAUCUCCUACGAUAAUGAUUGCGACGUAACUCAGUCAUUUAAUUAGCGCGAAUGACAGCCAACGUGAUAGUUAGGUUUCAAUCAAGUUUCAAACGAGCUUAAUUAGAUUCUUCCUUCUGUAUGCAUACAAAAAAGAAUGGUGAAUACAACUUUGCAAAUAAACCAAAUAUAAAUAGUAUCAAUAUAUGUAUC